AUGUUUCCCAAAUUCAACCGGGCUUCUGCCCCUGGCUUCAAGGUUUGCUUCAAUGACAAUAGUGACGCACGGCACCGCAUAUUCCACAUCGAUAUCAAGGAUGUGAGAAAAUGGCGAGAUGCGUUCAAGCCAAAGACGCUUGAUACUAGAGCAGACCGAAGGCGUCAAGACACCCACGCAUCCAUGAGUCAACGGGCCAUCACCAACAGUUCCUUCGUUACUUGCAGCCAAGAGGAUGUUCCCACUCCAGAACGCGAGUCAGGAUCCAUGGACAGUGAAUCACCAUAUGACUCCUCAAUUUUUACAAGGGAAAAAUUGGAUCUUCUCGGAGACACGAAAUACAGUGGCACAGUUGAUGCCGAACGGGCCAAGACCGAAAGGAUUCUCCAAGGUACGUUGACUCCAGAUCCUGACCGGGACUAUGAAGGGGAAUUUACCCUCUUGUUUCUAUCAUUCGUCGAGGCUCAACGCGAACGACAGCCAGAUACUGUUGAUGAUGGUUCGAAAGGGUGGAAAUUUCUGCAUGACAUAAUCACCGUAGGGCAGAGCGGUGAACCCAGUGAACUUCCUGCCUACCACCCCAGCCAACGAGCUUUUCUCCUUGCUCGGAAAUUCAGGGGCCCUUUCCUGGUUACCUGCUCUACACGAAACAUUGAUGCUUGCAGCCACGCGGAACUCCUGAAGCUCAUUUGGCAGAUGGAGAUGACCGGAUGGAACGACAUGAUCUAUGUCACCCAGAAGGACGAGGAGGUCCCUUACCGCAUCGAAAGUAAGAAAAAAGCCGCAGUGUUGGAAUGGGGACGCUUUGAAGAUGAUUAUGAGCGUCCACGGAUCCCAGCUAAAGAAGCUCUGAGAGGCAAGAAACUUAGGAGCCUUAUCUUGAACAAUGAAGCGGUUUCGGUAAGUUGA
This is a messenger RNA of Fusarium musae, 909 nucleotides long. RefSeq lists its product as uncharacterized. Bases 1 to 909 code for a protein of 302 amino acids. The transcript has a single exon. The record is from RefSeq and is a predicted model, not a curated record. Lineage: Eukaryota; Fungi; Ascomycota; Sordariomycetes; Hypocreales; Nectriaceae.